This is a messenger RNA of Phlebotomus papatasi, 2024 nucleotides long. It is a transcript of the gene Ero1L, whose product is annotated as ero1-like protein. The coding region runs from base 326 to 1738 and encodes 470 amino acids. The record is from RefSeq and is a predicted model, not a curated record. NCBI's taxonomy places the organism in Eukaryota, Metazoa, Arthropoda, Insecta, Diptera, Psychodidae. Gene Ontology annotation, cellular component: endoplasmic reticulum; endoplasmic reticulum membrane. Gene Ontology annotation, molecular function: FAD binding; protein-disulfide reductase activity; thiol oxidase activity. Gene Ontology annotation, biological process: protein folding in endoplasmic reticulum. The transcript has 6 exons.
AUCCAAAAUGGGAAGAGCCGACGUGAUAUUUAUAGGGGCAGUGUUUAAUAAAAAAUCGCGUGAAAUUUCACAUAUUUUGCAAAAGUUGAUAAUACGUGGUCGUUGUUCAUUAGUUGCUCUCGUCUGCGAUUGCGAUAAUGUACUACUUGAACAGGUGUUGCUAAUUAAUUGAUUAAUUAGGUGCGGGAUAUUAAAAUGAGCGCAAAAGACGACGGUGGAUCAAAUACAGACAUACCGCGAAUUUCCUGAAAAGUGCUCCGGAGAGAAAGAAAAUGAAUCAACAAUACUCACGAAAAAGUAAUUAAAUUGCAAAAAAAAAUUUACAAUGUCAAUGUCGUUGUUGCUGAAAAUCGCAGUGUUUAUUUGCUUGUGGUCGUCGACGUUUGCCUAUUUUUACUCCCAGAACAACGGAAACAAUGACAAAUUGUGUUUCUGCCAGCUGGAGGGAACUAUCGAUGAUUGCACAUGCAAUGUGGAUACCGUGGAUCAUUUCAACAACAUGAAGAUCUAUCCCAGACUGAAUUCCCUGCUGUCCAGUGAUUACUUCCGCUUCUACAAGGUUAAUCUCAAGCAGCAGUGCCCCUUCUGGGCAGAUGAUAGUCGCUGUGCCAUGAAGUUCUGCAGUGUUCAGCCGUGUGAUGAAAGGGAUGUUCCGGAAGGCAUCAAGGGAUUCUCCAUGGAAUCCCCAGCCUUUAAAUACACAAAAGACGCCCAGAAGAGUGCAAUUGUGGACUGUGGCAGUGAUCUCAAUGCUGAACUCAGCUACUUGAACACCAGCAUCAGUGACAAAGCUCAUCUGGGCUUUCAACUCUGGGCCGAUCAUGAUGAAGCCCAGGACAACUUCUGCAUCCUCGAUGACCAUCAAGAAGGAGCUGAAUAUGUGGAUUUAUCCCUGAAUCCGGAAAGGUACACUGGCUACAAGGGCGAUUCAGCUCACAGAAUUUGGCGCUCAAUCUAUCUGGAGAAUUGUUUUGGGUCAUCGAAACACAAACAGAGCCUGGCUUUCAUUCCCUACAUUCCAUACGCCGAAUUGGCUUCCGGAAGUGGCAUUUGCAUGGAGGAACGAGUCUUCUAUCGACUGAUCUCGGGCAUCCAUUCAUCCAUCAAUAUCCACCUCUGUGCCAAUUAUUUGCUGUCGGAGAAGAAGGGCUUCAUGUCCGAUAGUGGAGUAUGGGGUCCGAAUAUUGAGGAAUUUGUGCGACGUUUCAGUCCCAGUGAAACCGAAAAUGAGGGCCCCCACUGGCUCAAGAAUCUCUAUUUUGCCUACAUUGUCGAACUGAGGGCUCUGGCAAAGGCUGCGCCGUAUCUUCGGAAUGAAACAUACUUCACGGGUCAGGCGGAUCAGGAUGAAGAAGUGAGGAAGGCCAUUAAAGACCUCCUCAAUAUUAUUAAUACUUUCCCGAGUCACUUCAACGAGAGCACGAUGUUUUCCGGGGGAGUGGGAUCAGUGAAGCUGAAGCAUGAAUUCAAGGAGAAAUUCAGGAACAUCUCGAAGAUCAUGGAUUGCGUCGGAUGCGACAAAUGCAAACUCUGGGGCAAGCUUCAAGUACAGGGACUGGGAACAGCUCUGAAAAUCCUGUUCUCAGGAAAAUUCGAUAACGCCACGGAAGUGGCUAAGGAGGAGAAUACGGAAAAAUUGAGACUCAAACGGACAGAAAUUGUAUCGCUCUUCAAUGCUUUUGGACGGUUAUCAACGAGUAUCAACAGAUUGGAACAUUUUCGCAAAUUAAUGAGAUGAUAGUGCGUGAAAGACGGUUAAAUUUCACGCAAAGCAGAAACAAACCAAAUUUGUGUGUUUUCUAGGAGUCAGAUAAAUAUUAAUUAGGUGAAAAAAAAUUAUCUGUGGUAAAAUAUUCAGAUGAACUUAUAUAAAUGGAAGAAAAAGAUAUCAAUUGAAAAUUUGUACAUGAUUUUUCUAGCAAUUUUUUUUCUGUGCAUUUCCUUGACAAAAUAUUUAUUUUAGAGACAAAUCCUCUUUUGUAAAUACCUCUAGGGAUUUCCCAUUUUUAUCUUGAUACACUAAA